This is a messenger RNA of Protopterus annectens (West African lungfish), 1527 nucleotides long. RefSeq names its product neuronal acetylcholine receptor subunit beta-3-like. Bases 1 to 1527 code for a protein of 508 amino acids. Gene Ontology annotation, molecular function: transmembrane signaling receptor activity; acetylcholine-gated monoatomic cation-selective channel activity. Gene Ontology annotation, biological process: signal transduction; chemical synaptic transmission; nervous system process. NCBI's taxonomy places the organism in Eukaryota, Metazoa, Chordata, Ceratodontiformes, Protopteridae. The record is from RefSeq and is a predicted model, not a curated record. Gene Ontology annotation, cellular component: postsynaptic membrane; synapse; neuron projection. The transcript is spliced from 7 exons.
AUGCACAGACAAAAAUAUGAUGAAAAGUCAGAGAUGCUCUGCAAGAUUGGGUCAGUCUUUGCAAGAUUUCCAUCAAUAGCAGAAACUGAAGAUAAACUGCUCACCAAACUGUUCAAAGACUAUCAAAAAUGGGUGCGACCUGUAAAGUCUUCCAAUGACACGAUAGAAGUAAAGUUUGGAUUAAAAAUAUCACAGCUUGUGGAUGUUGAUGAGAAAAACCAGCUGAUGACAACAAACGUAUGGCUCCGACAGGAAUGGACAGACAACAAACUGCGCUGGAACCCUGACAAUCAUGGCGGAAUCACCUCAAUUCGAGUUCCAUCAGAGUCCAUAUGGCUACCCGACAUUGUACUGUAUGAAAAUGCUGAUGGACGUUUUGAAGGAACCUUGAUGACAAAAGCAACAGUGAAAUACAAUGGAAUUGUUACAUGGAUUCCACCAGCCAGCUACAAAAGUUCAUGCACUAUGGAUGUGACCUACUUUCCAUUUGACCAGCAAAACUGUUCCAUGAAGUUUGGCUCAUGGACGUAUGAUGGCAGCAUGGUGGAUCUUAUUCUGCUGGAUCAUAAUGUUGACAGAAAAGACUUUUUUGACAAUGGAGAAUGGGAAAUUCUAAUUGCUACUGGUACUAAGGGUAAUAGAAAAGAUGGUUUCUAUGCUUAUCCAUUUGUUACCUACUCAUUUGUGUUACGACGCCUGCCACUGUUUUAUACCCUUUUUCUGAUCAUCCCCUGUCUUGGGCUGUCCUUUUUGACAGUGCUUGUUUUUUAUUUGCCCUCAGAUGAAGGUGAAAAACUGUCUUUAUCUACAUCAGUCCUUGUAUCUCUCACUGUCUUCCUUCUAGUCAUUGAAGAGAUAAUCCCAUCUUCAUCCAAAGUCAUACCCCUAAUUGGCGAAUAUUUGUUGUUUAUCAUGAUCUUUGUGACAUUAUCCAUAAUAGUUACUGUUUUUGUAAUAAAUGUGCACCAUCGCUCAUCAACAACCUACCACCCAAUGGCCCCUUGGGUUAAAAGGCUCUUUCUUCAAAGGCUUCCUAAACUGCUGUGUAUGAAAGAGCACACUGAUCACUCUUCCUGCCAAGAUAUAGACUUAAACAGUCCAAGUCUACAACCUGAAUCUUCAGUAGAACAAACAGAGGAUUCUGCCAGUCAGGAAGAAAAUGAAGUAAGCUUCAUGGAAAAGGCUGUAGAUUCCAUAAGGUAUAUAUCUGGACACAUCCAAAAGGAGCACUUCAUGAGACAGGAACAUAUUAGAAAAUCUCUGACUAGUAAAGGACAUAAGAGAUUAAGUAAAAAGGAGAAUCUAUCAGUGUUUGUACUGAAAAUUUUAGGAGAGAGAGAAGAUGUGCAUGACAGAAAAUUAACUCAUGAGCUUGAAAGCAAGAUCAUGAUUUGUAGAAGUAGUCUUGGUGGUAGAGCUUGGAGCACUACUGUGGUGACACCAGUAUGCUCUGGGUCAAGACCUCAUGCUGAUGUUAGCACUUCUACAGGGCCUGAUGAUGAUGCCAAAGCACAGACUGAGUCAUAG